Messenger RNA from Oryctolagus cuniculus (rabbit), 7460 nucleotides. Lineage: Eukaryota; Metazoa; Chordata; Mammalia; Lagomorpha; Leporidae. The record is from RefSeq and is a predicted model, not a curated record.
CAGCUGGCCGCGGCGCCGGCCCCCACCCCCCCUUUGCUGCCGACCUGUGGGAGUUUGGGCCGUGACUCCUGCCCCCUCCACCCCAGCUGCCCGGGUUCUGUGGGUCCUGGUCCCCCCACUUGGGGAGAGUUCAGGGCAGAGCUGCUUGGAGCCCCCGGGGAACUCGGGGGUCCGCUGGGGCGGUGAUAAUCAGGUGCGGGGGUGUGUGCCUGGGCUGCUGGCCACACACGCGUUGGUGCCGCGUGUGACACGGUGCUCAGUGGCCUUGGUGUACGUCGGGAUGGAGUUUGGGAAAAAGAAAAGUAACCCCACUCUGAAGGAGAGUGCGGGGAGAAGAGGAAGGCUGUGGGAGGGCUUUGAAAAGUCUAGCAAGAAAUGUAAGCAUGGCUCAAGCUCGCCGAGCGGGGGCCAGCGGGGGAGUUUGGGACGGCCCCUGGCCCGGUGCACACCUGCCCCAGCCUCGGAUGCUGGGUACCUGGUCCCAGCCCCGGUGCCCUCCCUUGUUGUCCCUGGCUGAGCAAGUGGGCAGAAGGGAUCAGAUGAGGUCAAGUGUGACAGUGGCUCAGAACUUAACGGGCCCACGAUUGCCAAGGGCUGUUGCUGUCGGGCGAGAUGGCUCGGGCGGGAUGGCUCGGCCGGGAGGAACCCUCACCCCACCCCUCGUGGAGAAUCUGCAUCCGUAGGCAGGACCAGGUCACCUCCAGGCAGGUGUGGGGCUGUGCCGAGGCCGGAGGCUGCUGGAGGGAGUCACCAGACGCUGUUCUUAGCCUAGCCCAGCGCUCCAGGUCCAUGCAGCCUGGGGGGAGCGCUUGGGACCAGGGUGCAUCCUCUCACCUCUCCAGUAGGGGGCAGCAGUGAGGAGCUAGGGGAGCAAAGGUACACUGAGGCAGGAGAGAGAGGACCGGGGAGGGGGCACACAGCUCGGACAUAGGCCAAGUGCAGGGCCAGAAGGAGUGGGGCAGGCCAAGGUGGGAUUUGAGCAGCCUGCAGGAGAGAGACGAACGUGGUCCUGCCCACCCCCACCUGCCACCUCUCCCCUCUGCUUUGGUGGUAAGGGAUCCAGCUGCUUGGGCCGGAGAGUUUGUGAUAAGCAAACUUGGGACCUUCGAAGGUUUCCCUCCUGGCAGGAUUUCAGAUUCCUCUCGGGACAGCUGUGCAGAGGGAAGACGGGGGGAGGGUCACAUCUGCUUUCUCUUCCAUUAGGGCUGCGAACCCACAGGGCUUCUGUGCCCCCCCUACAGGCACUGCCCACAUAGGGGCCAGAAAUGCCUUUGUCAGGGGCUGCUCCGUGCACCCUGGUCCCCUGCCCGUCUGUUCCCCUCUGCUCAGGUGCCACCGCCCUGAGUGGCAGUCCCCUGGGGAGCAGAGGCAGCCCCCCCCCCCAGAAGUGCCCUGCUCCCCUAGUCCUGUUAGUGUGAGGAGGGGGCGGCCCCUUUCCUGCCUUGCCCUCUCUGUCCCCGGGCCUCCCCCAAGGCGUGGGUGGGUUGGGCGUUUGCCCCAGUCUGAGCCACUCCCCUCCACUUCCAGCGGGACAGAGAGGACAGGACACGGGCCACCGAGGAGCCCUGUCUGCACCGCUCCCUGGCAGGCGGGAGGGCUGUGGCGUCCUAGAGUGCAUGGUGCAGGCAGAGACGGGCAGCUCCAGCCUCCCUCCCAGCCAGUGACGGAAGCCCCCGCGCCUGCCCCGACGCCUCCCCACUGCCCCCAGAGUCCUGUGCUCGGUCCACCAGGGAUGCACCUCCUCCUGGGGGUCUCCCCUGUCCUUUAGAGGAGCCGGUCACUGCCUCCCGUCAGCCUCUGACCGUGACCUUCUCUCUGGUUUAUGGACUCUUCCCAGAUGUGAGGGUCCCUCCCGGACACUGCUGAGGCCAGACAGAUAGCCAGUGGCUUGAGGACCCGAGUUCACUCCAGUGUCGGCCCUUUCCGGAGAGAGCCCAGCCCUGCCCUCCCGCUGCCCAGGGGCAAGGCUGCCGGGCGAGGCUGGGCCCAGGCAGCACGGCUGUGACCACCAAAGGCCUCCAGCCCCCAGGUCUUGCCCACCUGAACUCUUCUUGGGUUAACUCAUGGUGUGUGCAGCCACGUGGCUGGUGUAGGUGUUUGGAGCGUGAAGCCCAGGUCCUUGCUCGUCACUCACCCCUGACCUCCAGGAGCCACACCCAGCCUCAGCAUGGCGGCGGAGACGCUCAACUUCGGGCCCGAGUGGCUCAGGGCCCUUUCCAGCGGCGGCAGUGUGGCCUCCCCGCCCGCCUCCCCUGCCAUGCCCAAGUACAAGCUGGCUGACUACCGCUACGGGCGCGAGGAGAUGCUGGCCCUCUAUGUCAAGGAGAACAAGGUCCCUGAGGAGCUGCAGGACAAGGAGUUCGCUGCGGUGCUGCAGGAGGAGCCGCUGCAGCCGCUGGCCCUGGAGCCCCUGACAGAGGAGGAGCAGAGAAACUUCUCCCUGUCAGUGAACAGCGUGGCUGUGCUGAGGCUGAUGGGGAAAGGGGCUGGCCCCCCGCUGGCCAGCACCUCCCGUGGCCGGGGCAGCUCGCGGAGCCGAGGCCGUGGCCGAGGUGACAGCUGCUUUUACCAAAGAAGCAUCGAAGAAGGGGAGGGGGCCUUUGGACGGAACCCCCGGGAGAUCCAGCGCAGCCAGAGCUGGGAUGACAGAGGUGAGAGGCGGUUUGAGAAGUCAGCAAGGAGGGAUGGAGCGCGAUCCGGGUUUGAGGAGGGCGGGGCCGGCCCGAGGAAGGAGCACGCUCGCUCCGACAGUGAGAACUGGCGCUCUCUGCGCGAGGAGCAGGAGGAGGAGGAGGAGGGCAGCUGGAGGCUCGGGGCGGGGCCCCGGCGGGACGGAGAUCGCUGGCGCUGCACCAGCCCUGAUGGCGGCCCUCGCUCUGCAGGCUGGCGGGAGCAUGGCGAGCGGCGGCGCAAAUUUGAGUUUGAUUUGCGAGGCGGGGAUCGAGGAAGCUGCAGUGAAGAGGAGGGGCGGGGCGGGGGAGGCGCCUCCCACCUCCGGCGGGGCCGCGGGCCUGACGGCUUUGAGGACGACAAGGACGGGCUCCCCGAGUGGUGCCUGGACGAUGAGGAGGAGGAGAUGGGCACCUUCGACGCCUCUGGGGCCUUCUUGCCUCUCAAGAAGGGCCCCAAGGAGCCCAUUCCAGAGGAGCAGGAGCUUGACUUCCAGGGUCUGGAGGAAGAGGAGGAGGAGCCUUCAGAAGGGCUGGAGGAGGAGGGACCUGAGGCAGGUGGGAAGGAGCUGACCCCGCUUCCUCUGCAGGAGGACAAGUCCAGCUCCCCGUCGCCUCUGGCCACCUUGGGCCCGCUCUGGGGAACCAAUGGAGACGGGGAAGAAGCUGUGGAAAAAGAGCUUCCAGCUGCUGAAGGGGAUGAGAUGAGGGGAAUCCCGCUGAGUCCUGGGGGGGCCUCACCCCCUGGCCCGCCUGGAGAUCUGGAGGAUGAAGAGGGCUUAAAGCACCUGCAGCAGGAGGCGGAGAAGCUGGUGGCCUCCCUGCAGGACAGCUCCCUGGAAGAGGAGCAGUUCACAGCCGCCAUGCAGACCCAGGGCCUGCGGCACACCGCGGCCGCCACCGCCCUCCCCCUCAGCCACGGCGCUGCCCGCAAGUGGUUCUACAAGGACCCACAGGGGGAGAUCCAAGGCCCCUUCACAACCCAGGAGAUGGCCGAGUGGUUCCAGGCCGGCUAUUUCUCCAUGUCUCUGCUGGUGAAGCGGGGCUGCGACGAGGGCUUCCAGCCUCUGGGAGAAGUGAUCAAGAUGUGGGGUCGGGUGCCCUUCGCCCCAGGGCCCUCGCCUCCCCCCCUCCUGGGAAACAUGGACCAGGAGCGGCUGAAGAAGCAGCAGGAGCUGGCUGCGGCGGCCUUGUACCAGCAGCUGCAGCACCAGCAGUUUCUGCAGCUGGUUGGCAGCCGCCAGCUCCCGCAGUGCGCGCUCCGGGAAAAGGCAGCUAUGGGCGACCUGACGCCGCCUCCACAGCAGCAGCUCACCACGUUCCUGCAGCAGCUCCAGGCUCUCAAACCCCCCAGGGGUGGGGACCAGAAUCUGCUCCCGACGAUGAGCCGGUCCUUGUCGGUACCGGAUUCGGGCCCCCUCUGGGACGUACAUACCUCAGCCUCAUCACAGUCAGGUGGUGAGGCCAGUCUUUGGGACAUACCAAUUAACUCUUCGACUCAGGGUCCAAUUCUAGAACAACUCCAGCUGCAGCAUAAAUUCCAGGAGCGCAGAGAAGUGGAGCUCAGGGCCAAGCGGGAGGAGGAGGAGCGGAAGCGCCGCGAGGAGAAGCGCCGGCAGCAGCAGCAGCAGCAGCAGGAGGAGCAGAAGCGGCGGCAGGAGGAGGAGGAGCUGUACCGGCGCAAGCAGGUGCGGCAGCAGGAGCUGCUGUUGAAGCUGCUGCAGCAGCAGCAGGCGGCGGCCGCCAUCUCGGGGCCCCCUGCGCCCAGCUCCCCACCCCCGCUCUGGGCUGGCCUGGCCAAGCAGGGGCUGUCCAUGAAGACGCUGCUGGAGUUGCAGUUGGAGGGCGAGCGGCAGCUGCACAAGCAGCCCCCGCCCAGGGAGUCCUCCCGGGCCCAGGCCCCCAACCACCGCGUGCAGCUUGGGGGCCUGGGCACGGCCCCCCUGAACCAGUGGGUGUCUGAGGCUGGGCCACUGUGGGGCGGGCCCGACAAGAGUGGGGGCGGCAGCGGCGGCGGCGGCCUGGGGCUCUGGGAGGACACCCUGAAGAGCAGUGGGAGCCUGGCCCGCAGCCUGGGCCUGAAGAACAGCCGGAGCAGCCCGUCCCUCAGUGACUCCUACAGCCACCUGUCAGGCCGGCCUGCUCGCAAAAAGACGGAGGAGGAGGAGAAGCUGCUGAAGCUGCUUCAGGGCAUCCCCAGGCCCCAGGACGGCUUCACCCAGUGGUGUGAGCAGAUGCUGCACACGCUGAGCACCACGGGCAGCCUGGACGUGCCCAUGGCUGUGGCGAUCCUCAAAGAGGUGGAAUCCCCCUAUGACGUCCAUGAUUAUAUCCGUUCCUGCCUGGGGGACACGCUGGAAGCCAAAGAAUUUGCCAAACAGUUCCUGGAGCGGAGGGCCAAGCAGAAAGCCAGCCAGCAGCGGCAGCAGCAGCAGCAGGAGGCCUGGCUGAGCAGUGCCUCCCUGCACACGGCCUUCCAGACCAACCACAGCACCAAACUCGGCCCCGGCGAGGGCAGCAAGGCCAAGAGGCGGGCGCUCAUGCUGCACUCAGACCCCAGCAUCUUGGGGUACUCCCUGCACGGAUCUUCUGGUGAGAUCGAGAGCGUGGACGACUACUGAGCAGCCCGUCCCACCAGCCCCCGGGGCUGCAGGCGCAGCUUGGACCCGAGGGUCCCCAGCCUGCAGGCUCCUCAGAGGAGCAUAGGAGGCAGCAGGGGCAGGGUCCCCAGCACUUGUUACAAACCACACGAUGCACCUUAACUCACCCACCACGAGGCACUUUACAGAUUGGGGGAGGGGUUUUUGUUUUCUGUUUUUUAUUUUAAACGACGUUGAAGAAAAUGUUAGGAGAGACAAAAAAAACAUCGUGAAAAAUGAGACUCUUAAACACCCUGUCCCCUGUUGGGGAUAGUGGGCGUGACAAUGGAAGGUCCACAGAGGUUGGUUGGUUUUUUUUUGUUUUUUUUUGUUUUUUUUGUUGUUGUUGUUUUUUAAGAAAAAAAGAAAAAUAAUGAAAAAAAAAGUGGUUAGGAGGCUGAAAGGAAAACACACUGUUAUUUUGGGGCAGUGAGGACAGAGGCCCCAUGGCUGCACUUCCCCUCCUGCCCCCAGAAGGUGGGCCGUGGGGUAACUGGAAGCUGGAGUGCCAGCAGUUUGCACAGCGAGGCCCCCUCGGAGCCCCGCCCGCCGGACCCGCUGUGAACAGCUCGAUGCUGUGACUGUGGCCGACCGUGGCCAGGGCGUCCCGGGCGGGGGCCGCAGUCACCCCUUGGCUUUGCUGCUUCGGGGAGAGUUGCACAAGUUGGACAAGCCGCCCGGCUCCCGGGCCGCCCUCCCGCACCAGCUGGCAGGGCAGCGGGGAAGAGCUGCGCGGGCUGGGGCUGGCGGCGGGACGCGGGAUGGACUGGCCCUGCCGAGGGGCUUCCCCCACCGCUGCCAUUUGGGGGACGGCCUGGGGGUGAGGCGGAAUGCCCCAGCUCCUGCCUCGGGGCAUGAAUGUAUUCUCCGGGCCCCAAGCCCCCGCCUCACCCCCGCCAGCGAAUGGCCAGGAGCUGGAGAGAGCGCCGCCGAGCCGCACAGACUGAAGGGCAGGGAGUGGGCGGGCAGCUGGGGGCUGCAGCCCUGGGCAUCCACGCGAGGAAGUGCCCGAGCUGCAGCGUGCCCUGUGGCCUGUGGACCACCCAGCCCUGCGCCUGGCCCCUCUGUUGACCAAAUGGGAGAGGAGUGAGUGGCUUCUCCCCUUGAUGCGUUUUUUUAAUGUUAGGUAAGGUUGGGGUCGAGGACGGAAGUGGGCGUCUCUCCUGGGGUCGGGGGAGGCCGCCCUUCUGUCGCUCACUUUGAAUUCCCGAUGCCCUACCUGGGGUUGUCGCCAUCGUUUCUUGGUUUCUUAGUAGUUCAUCUUUUGGAUUUCUCAUCUGACUUCUCCCGUUGACCUCAUCGCUGAGUGCAGUAUUAGGGCGGGACUCUGCCGCUGCCUCCCCUCCAUGAAUGUAUUUCCCCUUCCUGCCUGGGGAAGCAGGGAGCUGCCCCGGGCUCUUCUCCCAUCUCUCCUCAGUGAGACGGCUUUUCUUUUUCUUUCUUUUUUUUUUUUUUUGCACCAAAGUGGCAGCCGGGUCAGUGUUGGGGGACAAAGCUGGCCUCGGGGUGGAAGGGCCCCUCCACCUGCUGCGCCCUGGUCUCGACAGUGUUAGCGUCUGUGAAAAGACAAUAUUCUCUCUAAAGCAAUAAGGGGGUGACGGGCCAGGGGGAAAAAUGUCUUGCUGCUGCUGGCCCCCCAGCUCCCACUGCCCUCUGGCCUAUGUGCGGUGGCUUAGAGGUGUGGGAGGAGACUCCUGUUGUGACUGAAUGUAACGCCCCUGCCCCUGCCACAGCCAAUGCAGGGGAAGGGGGGGCUCUUCCUGUCUCUUCCUGCCCCUUCCCCCCUCAGCUAAAGAGACUUUGAACUUAGGGGGCCCCUGAGCCUGGAGAGGCCUUAACCCUGUGAGGAAGUAUAGGGGGAGCCCUCUCCCACCCCUAUCCCCUUCUGAGAGUGGUCAAUGUUUACAAGCCCUGAGCGCCCCAGCCCAAGGGCUCAGACCCCCCUGCUGGCCUUUCCUAGCCCGUCUUCCUGGGCCCUGGCUGCUCCCCCACCCUGCAGGGGUUCGGGUUGGGGCAGGGCUCUACCUGUUAUUCCCUCGUCUGCCUUGUCCCCAGUCUCCCCCACUUCCACCCUGUGUGACCCCCUUUUCCUUUACCUGCCCCUGUAAAUACCCCUUUCUCCCAAUAAAACUCGGUGUGUGUUCUCCUCGUA